GGUGACGGCGUUCUAGGACUCCGAUCCUCAGUGCAAAGCUAAUAAUCCUAGAAAUCGGCGGUGUGUGUGGCACACUCAUCCACUCUGUUUCUGCCUCUCUUCAUUAUACACGCCCAGGAGGAUGAACAAACCCGCUAGAGAGGAUGAGAGCUGCACUUAAUGUCACUUUUUAAACUCUUUUUUUCGGCUAAUGUGAUGGUAACGUGGCUCAUCAACCCCGGGGGAUUUUCAGGAACUUUUUUCACCUAGGAUGCUCCGGAUCUAAUGCUUUUACUAUUUAGAGUUGCCUUUAAAUCUUCAAUAACCGUCUAAAAUGGAUCUUUAAUUUAUGUUAUCAAGUAUAUAUAUUUUAAAAAAACAUUUCAUCUAGUCGAUUUAUCCGGCUAGAAUCUCGCAGAUUCAUUCACGGGCGGUUUACUGUGAACUGGCGCGUUAAAAUGCUACGUAGAGUCUCAGUAGAUGUGCAGAUGCUGUAAUAUUUUAAACAUCUGAUUUAAUAAUCGUAUUUUGUGUUAAAACACAUCUGUCUGUCGCUGUCGUGCUGGUUGGAGUGAGAUUUACGAGCCUCAACCCACCGUUCGCGUGUUUCCACCCACCCUCCGUGAACUUUCAUUUUUGCUGUUUGUGAAGGAGCUUUAUUAGUCAGGACUAGGAAGGUAAGUAUCGUUAUUGUGCUGGGAUGCGGAAGGGAGAGGAGUAGGGCUGGUGGUAAACAUGUUAAGGGUUUAAAGUGAGUGGCUUGUUGAUCAUGUCGUCCAUGGAGGGUGUUUUCUCCUGGGUGGGUGACUGGCAGUGGCUCUGCAUGGUCACUCUCUUUCUGGCCUCUGUUGUCACUUUGAUUAUAUACUUGGUGCUGUAUUUUUCCAACGAACCCCCUCUUGGGAAAACACUUCUCAGUCAUGUGGAUUCUGAGGAAGCUGAUGGGAUUUUAUGCUGGGUGCUGUCUCUGAAAAGCUGGAAGUGUCAGUGGAGAAGAGCCUGGUUCAGGAGCCUCAAUGAAGAAGUUUGUAGAUCACAGAGUGGGAUUCAGUUGACAUUUGAAGAAGAUGGUGUUCAAUCAUCAGAACUGGCCGUGGACCAGAUUUCGAGCUUUACAAAAACACUGGGUCAGAAAAAUGUCCUGUGUCAGGUGGUUGGAAACAAGCUGCAGUUUUCUCUCAGUGCUUUACCAAGCUCUAUGUCUUCAGAAACCCCCAUGAGAUACAGUGUGACGAUAUCUCCACUUCGUCUGCAGCUGGCCCUACAGAUGAAAGAGGUGAACGAGGAGGUGGAGAUUUCCUGGGGGGUGCUUCACCUGGACUCAGAUUUGCAGCUUACACCAAGUUUUACACAGGGAAAUUGUGAGAAUAUAAGCGAGGCUGCUGUGAACGACAAGCUCAGACAGGUCUUAAGUCGAGCUCAAGCAUCCGUAACUCUGAGCAGCCGGCCUGCAGAGUCUGCAGAAGUUAAGGAAGUAAGGAACAAGACCUUGCAGGUGACCUCACCCCCAAAGCCCCCACGAGCUCAUGAGUGGAAAUUAUUAGUGAAGAACAUCCGGGUCACAUGCAAACAGGAGGAUGGUGCUGCAGGCGGCAUGAAUCCCCAAUGUAUCCUUCAAUUGGAUGAUCCUCCUCAGAAGGUCACCAGUUCAGUCUUGACUAACACAUCCACUCCGGCCUGGGACCAGCCCUUCAUGUUUGAGCUUAGCGGCCGAUCAAAAGAGCUGAACAUCCAGGUUGUGGAUAACGGCAGAACUCUGGAGGAUGGUUUGUUAGGGCAGGUAUCUGUGCCUUUUGAUCUAGUGAAGAAACACCCCAAAGGUCAACAGACGUUUUCACUCAUGACCAAAGAUCAAGUGACCGGAUCACUAACUACUGAGUUCACCUACCUGGAGCCCAGCGAGGUGCGUAGCUGGCAGAUGCCCACGCCGGCCCCUAAUAAAAGAGUGGAGAUGGACCGCACUGUGAUGCCCUGUGGGACCGUUGUUACCACUGUCACUGCUGUGAGGAGCAAGCCAGGACGACCUUUAGCACCUGAAUCCAAAUCGCCUUCUAAAAACAAGCUGGCGGAGAGAAGGGUGUCGGAGCAGACGUCCCUACAUGGAGCCAAAGUUAGCAAAGCCCUGUCAUCGUCAGAUACAGAGUUAUUGAUAUUAAACGGGACCGACCCUGUAGCCGAAGCUGCCAUCAGGCAGCUCCAUGAGUCUGCAAAACAAAAGCUUAAAUCACCUGUCAAAAAGAGCACCAUCAUCAUCUCAGGAGUGGCCAAGGCCCCUCUGACACAGGAUGAGGAGAUGACUCUGAUGGCAGGAUACGCAGCUGCGAUGGACGCUUCAAUGUCUGGAGCAUCUGAGGAACCCAGCAGCGAAGCAUUACUCUCAGAAACAGCGGUAGAACCCAGUGUUCUUGAACCCACAGAGUCUCUGGUGGGUGCGAAUGGCACAGACCACGUGGAGGACUGGGAGAGCCAGACUGGAGAGGACCCAGAUGCAGAUAAAACAUCUCUCUGUAUCUCUGAAACGGGUUCCAAAAAAGGAAAAGGCAGCUUCCUGCACAAGAGUGCCAAGCUAUUCUUCAGACGGCGACAUCAGCGAAAGGAGCCAGGGAUGAGCCAAUCCCACAAUGACCUGCAGUACUUGGAGCAUCCCGAGGCGGCCAUGAUGGGCGACCGGGAAAAGAGGACAGCCACCUUCAGGCGCAUCAUCAACCGAAAGCUUCUGCCAAGGAGUAAAAGCAAAACCAACGGCACAGUGAGAGAACCGCCUACAUGAGCUGCCCACUCGGUCACCUUCAUCAAAGCUAAUAGCUUUUGCACCUCUUAAUCUUUCUAACAUCCUCCUUUUCACAUUCAAUCUCAUACAUUUUAUGCAAGUC
Carassius carassius (crucian carp) is the source of this 2852-nucleotide messenger RNA. RefSeq names its product C2 domain-containing protein 2-like. Lineage: Eukaryota; Metazoa; Chordata; Actinopteri; Cypriniformes; Cyprinidae. The transcript has 14 exons. Bases 749 to 2749 code for a protein of 666 amino acids. The record is from RefSeq and is a predicted model, not a curated record.